UUGUGCAGCGCGCAGCCGCCGCCGUCCUUUUGCAGAGCGGAAGAGACAGACACACGUGCGAAAGCAAUGCGACACAGGUCAGAUCCGGUCACCGCUGUGAAUUCCCGUCCCCAGCAAAUCGUUUGCGACCUCGUUUCCGACCGCACCGAUCAAAUGGGCGUGGCACGCAAUUAUAACGAGGCGAAGAAAGUAGAGAAAUAAGAACUACGUCAGAGAGACGGGACAGAGAAAGAAUGUCGGUUGCUAUGAACCAGAGCCUGUCCCCGACUAAACUGGAGACGGUGCAGCAAAUGUCGCCGUCUCACUAUCCCGACAAGCGCUCGUACGUGGCUGCCUACAAGAGAAUGGUUCAAAUGGUACUCGAGACACCAGACGACAGAGCUAAACUGCAGAAAUACCUAAAAGAAUUCCACGACACAUACAUUGUGGAGGAUCUUAUUGAGAACCUAAAGAACUUGCUGAAUGCUCCAAAGCGCCGACAGCUCUACUACGCCAUUAGGCCACUCGUUCCAAGUCGACUGAGGCAAGAAUACAACUCCCUCCUACCUCAUGUCCCCACAAAUGAGAGGAAAGUGGUGAAUAUCAAACAGACAGGAGGAGCUGGUUUUGGCUUCACUAUCCGUGGAGGAAGAGAGUUUGGAUGUGGCAUCUUUGUCUCAAGUGUAUUGCCUUCUUCCAAAGCUGCACAAAAUGGACUGAAGCCGGGAGAUGAGAUAGUUAGAGUGAACGGGCUAACGCUCUGCCAAGCAACCAACGAAGAGGUCGUGAACCUCAUCAAACUAAAGAAGACACUCCUCUUGACCUGCAAAAGUGUGGGGAUGAUUCCAGACCAGAGUCCUACCACAGGUGAGAUAACCUGGAUGACUGUAGUGCGAGACAACAAGAAGCACCACACAUCCAGCUCUCGACUGGCCACCCAGGGACCUAUUGUGAAGUGUGCUCGCAGAGUUCAAGUCAACAUGGAUGGGAGCACUGUACUGGGUGCUAGCAUAAAGACCAGCGCAGACAGCCACAGUGGAGUUCAUAUUGUGGACAUAACACCCAAUUCUGUUGCCCACAAUGCCGGACUUAAGGUUGGAGAUGAGAUACUUGAAGUGAAUGGACAGAGUUUGCAGAGCAUCUCUCAUCAGGAUGCCAUCAAGAUGCUCAAGUCCAGCGACACUCUAAUGCUCACCGUCAGAGUCGAAGAGUCGUUCCACAGAGGUCAACUGCACCACCAGUUUGCAAAUCCUCCGGCCGACUUUGAACUGAAGCCAAAUGAUUUUGACGUAGACGCAGAGUUGCUGCUGAGUGGGGGAGGAGACUCCCUCAACCAAUCAGGGACUGGGUUUGUCCUCAGAGCAAGGGAAAACCCCCACGCUGCAGAGAGAGCCAAGAGAGCAGAGGAGGUAGCGAGGAACAAGAACACGGCUCGACUCUCUCUCCUGGACAUGGAGAUCCAACAGGACAAGGGUGGGGCUCACAUGGCGUCGUCCGUUGCCUGGGGUUACGGCCCAGCCAUCGCCAUGCCGACCCUGGUGGGAAUGAUGGGCGGGACUGAGGAAUCUGAUAUGGGACCUGAUGGACAACAGGAGUCCAACCUACUGUGGCCAGCUAAUGAUCCCGACAACAGGCGAUCCACUGUGAUGCCUCCUUCUCUCAGCAACGUUUUCCAGGGACAGGCCUCUCACGGGCAGCAGCAGCUCCUCUCUCCCUCAUCCCCUCCUCACAUCCUCCCCAAACCCCCACCUCCUCCGCCAGCUCCCAAACCAUCGCGACCACGGAGUCCUCCUCCUCGUCCUCCCUCACCCAGUCCUCCUAUACACCGGAGAGAGCUGGCAGGCUACCAGUUCCCAGUGGAGGAAGACGAUGAGCAGUCACCCAAACACCAGCCACCCAACCUCUCCAAACAACCAACUGCCUCUGCCCUCAAGAAAAGCAGCCACAACUCUCCGGUAAAAUCAGUUUAGAGCGAGCAGAAUGUCAGUUGCCUUCAUAUUCAGCUAAGGAAUUAACCAGAACUACUUUGCUCCUUAAUAGCAGCUAAAAGUCAAAAAGAAGACUCCAGCAUUCAGAGAAAGGGUGGAGAUAAUCAAUGUUGAUGACGGGAACGGAAGGGGCAGCUCUGAUAAUCUGACUGAUUUCGUUCAUCCCCAGCAACAUGGAGGUACACAUUAUACUUACGUGUACACACACCUACUGAGACCAGAGAUACCUUGGAGACAUUGAAAGUGUCCUUUUAAUGAGGUGUCCCUUAAUCGGAGGUUAAUGUACGUAAUAGGAGAGAACUAAGUAUCCUUCCAUUCAGAAGAUCCUUUUUCAGAAGUAUUAAUGCCAACAUUGAUUAGCUGUCCAAACCCAUAACAAGCUGCUAUCCCAUAGAAAGUUUUUGUAGUGCAAUUUCUGUCAAAAUUGCGGUCCUUCACUAUAAAGCAAAAUUCAAGCUCCAAGAGGUGAGGUUUCUUCAACACACGCACACAUACUAUGUGAUACAGUUCAGUGAGGAAGUUCUUCAAGGAGAAGAGUUGCUUUCACACCAUCCCAAAGGAGGCCUCCCUGAAGAUUGCCAUUCGAGGUGGCCACAGACACUCCACUGGGAGGACAGAUACUCAUCUCCAGGAUUCUGGAAGGUGGAGCAGCAGAACAAUAUGGUCGACUGAAUGUGGGAGACCAGCUACUGGUGUGUGAUGGAGUCAGUCUUCUUGAGGUGACCCAUGACGAGGCCGCACAGGCUCUCAAAGAUGCCAUGGAUAUGGAGUCGAACUCUAUAGAUCUGGUGGUGGCAGUCAACCCUGACUUUGACACCGGAGAGAGCUAGUCAGAUCCCCACAGACCAUGUGGCCACCGAAAAGGGAGGAUACAGUACUGGAGGAGCCAGCCGCAGGAACCAGGCACGACUUUUCCCACUCUGCUCGUCGUGCCCACUCUGGUUUCACACUGAGAGGAAGGAUAACCAGGUGUCUGCAAAGGCUCACGCUUUUUCUACCAAGUUCCACUGGACAACAGUAUAUAGCUUAGGGGAGAGAAAACAUUAUGUAUACCAAACGGCUAUGUUUACGUUCAUGUCGCGCGCGCGCGCGCGUGUCACGCCACGCAGGGGGCUGGACGCGAAUUCAUGCCGCACCCACAAAUCGCUGGCACGCCCAAAGUAGUCGGGAGCUCACCACGAAGUCGUGUUUUCUCGGCAGCUAUUCGGAGCAAGCAGCAUCCAGAAGCC
Messenger RNA from Geodia barretti, 3196 nucleotides. The record is from the annotation of a GenBank genome assembly. Lineage: Eukaryota; Metazoa; Porifera; Demospongiae; Tetractinellida; Geodiidae.